AUGGCGGCGGUGCCCGACGACGCGAAGGCAAUGGAUCUACGGUCCACCAGCGGCGCUGGGCUGGUCAUGGCGAUGGCCGUCCAAGGUGCUGCUCAGGGAGCUGCGGCGGGCGGCGCCUCGCGGCAGGCGAUAGCCGCCGCGGUCGCUGCCGCGCUCCGCACAACAUGGGCGCUGCUGGCAGAGGUCGGCUCCGAGGAGGACGCCGAGCUGGCGAUGCGCUGGCAGGCCAUGGAGCCCGCCAUGCGCCAGCAGCUGCGGGGCGCCCAGCCAGGCGGCGCCGCUCGCGCCAGGCGCAACGUCGGGGCGCACGUCGACCUCGGCAAGGGCGUCGAGGCCUUGCGGCAGGCCCUGGCGCAGCCGCAGCGGGCCCAGCGCGGAGGGCGCUGCGGGCCCCGCGUGCCGACGCCGCCGGGCCCGGUGGCGGCGGACGCGACGGAGGACUACGCCGACGGCGUCGAGCUGGGGGGCAGCCUGAACAUCGGGGAGCCCGACGUGGACGAGUGCGAGGGCACCGACCAGGUCAUCGGCACCCCCGAGGGCCAGCUGCUGGGCGAGGUUCCGCCCUCCUCGCUUCUCAGCGCGGCGGUUGGCGAGGACUCGGAGCUGGACGUGGACGAGUGCGAGGGCACCGACCAGGUCGUGAACAGCGCCGAGGUGAAGCAUGUUCCUGAGGCGCCGCGGGACGUCGAGCCUGGGGGCGACGGCGGGCGCGACGCGGAGGAGCAGCUGAGGGUCAAAACUGAGGGGGCGUGUGCGGCAGCAGCCGAGGAGGAGGACGAGGGCCUCCCCGACGGCCAAGACCUGCCCGUCGACGGUGUCGACGGCAUCGGCACGGAGUACGGCUGCGCCUUGGAGGGCAAGGAGGGCGAGUGCAUCUUCAGCGACGCCGUGCAGGCUCGCGUGCGGUGCUACUUCUCCUUCGUCCUCAGGGUCGCCUUGCUGCUGGGCGUGGCCUUCUGCCCGUUCGCCAUCUUCGACUGGGGCACGGGCCUCGCGUGCGUCACGCAGCUCGCGGGUCGGCCCUGGCUAGUUUCCGCCCCGUAUGUGAUCGACCUGGGGCCUUUGCCCGACCCGUACCAAGCGGCCCGCCAAGCCUUCCCGAAAGGUGAACGCGAGCUCCAGGACCUGGCAUUGUGGACCCUGGAGGAGGAGCACGUGCUUGAGUUCCUGGUGGAGCGGCGGCGCACGCUGGAGCACGCGCUGGCCGUGGCUAGGCGCGACGGGGUGGCUCGCACCAUCGAGGGCGCCGAGGACGCUGAGGACAUGGGGUGGUCCUUGCGUCGCCUCUCGGAGGACAUUCGCGAGCUUGAGGAGCUGCUGGAGGCGGCGCGGCUGGCGCUGAGGGCCGGGCUGGCGCCCAGCGGCGGCAGGAGGACCAGCCUCGUCCCCGACCCGAGCAUCUCCGGCGCCGGCUUCCGCGCCUGGGUCGGGGAGUUCAGCCAGUCGCCGGCCCUGGUGCAGGCGGCAGCCUCUCGACUGGCGGAGGUGGCCGGCCGAACGCCGUCGCCGCCGCCCCUGCCGCCCAUGAGCCCCCGGCCCCGGAAGGCCUGGAGCGACGGGCCGGUGUCUCCGCCUCGUGCCCCCGUGUCGCCUGCUCCUAAAAACGUCCUUCGGUUACUUAGUCAACCAAUGAGCACCACCUUCUCUCAAUGGUCUUCUACAUUUGUGCUCUCCGAUCAGUCAGGCUAUCAGACAGGAAGACCUUCGCAUGCGAGCACAUCGCCUUCAUGCUUACAUUUGUCGCCCAACCACAUCAUUGUGAAUGAGUUCAACCGGCCAACCAGUGAGGUUUCGUCGCACGGAGACUGGCGCACGAGGUCAACGCUGCUUGGGCCGAGUGCUGCGGGCGCGCGGGACCCCGUGUCGCCGCAGGUGGGGCGCAGCGGCGGGGAUUCCGUCCCCAGCAUGGAGGAGGUGGAGCCGCGGCCGCUGGAGGCGCCGGGCUCCUGCCGCGGCGCUCCGCCGCAGCAGUGCUCGCCGGUGAAGCUCAGUGAGCACUCCGCAUUUGACCUCGAGAUGACAGAUUGGUCGGACGGUGAGCAGGACGCAGAUCUGGACAGCUUCGAGACAGGACGUCUUGCAGGCGAGCUGCUGGUGCCGUGCAGCCAGCGCCACAGAGCAGAGCUGACAGCCCUCGGCGAUGCGACGGUGACGCAGGCCUGGAUGCUGCCACACGAGAGGCCCGAGAAGGACGAGGUGAUUUGGAUCAAGGAGCCGCCUGACGGAGUCUUCAGAGGAAGGGUGUUUGUGGACGGCUCGGCGUCGGACCCUAUGGAGGAGAGCCUGAGGAGGGCUGGCUGGGCGGUCGUGCAGUACUCAGAGGGCGGCCAGGUGAUAGGAGCAGUGUGUGAUACGGUGCCGCUAGCGUGGGCGCCGAUGCAGAAGGCCAGGGACGGCGAGGACUACGCGUUCCACUUCCUGUCAGGCUGUGCCCAUAAGAGCGCGGGAGGCGAGCAGGGGCUGGCCUGCCGAAGGGACUGCAGGUGCGAGUACGCCGAAGGCGUAUGA
Molecule: messenger RNA, 2508 nt
Organism: Prorocentrum cordatum
Lineage: Eukaryota; Dinophyceae; Prorocentrales; Prorocentraceae
Source: the annotation of a GenBank genome assembly